Molecule: messenger RNA, 2008 nt
Organism: Bombus terrestris (buff-tailed bumblebee)
Lineage: Eukaryota; Metazoa; Arthropoda; Insecta; Hymenoptera; Apidae
Product: WD repeat domain phosphoinositide-interacting protein 3
Exons: 7
Coding region: 135-1166 (343 amino acids)
Biological process (GO): protein localization to phagophore assembly site; autophagy of mitochondrion; nucleophagy
Cellular component (GO): extrinsic component of membrane; cytosol; phagophore assembly site membrane
Molecular function (GO): phosphatidylinositol-3-phosphate binding; phosphatidylinositol-3,5-bisphosphate binding; protein binding
Source: RefSeq, a predicted model, not a curated record
CGUAGAGAUUCUAUGAUGGUGACGGAACUUCGUAGUUACAAAAAGUAUCUCAUGUGCUUGCCGGCGAAGAUGUGAUAGAAUUCCACGGGUAAUGAUCGUUUGAACGAAUGUUGCGAUUAAAAAAGUGAUUUACAAUGAACCUAACCACAGGGAAUCCUCACGGGAACGGUUUGCUUUACGCUGGUUUCAAUCAGGAUCAAGGAUGUUUCGCUUGUGGUAUGGAAAAUGGCUUCAGAGUAUAUAAUUGUGAUCCUUUAAAAGAAAAAGUACGUCAUUUCAGUGAUGGAGGCCUUGGUUAUGUGGAAAUGCUAUUUAGAUGUAACUAUUUGGCAUUAGUUGGUAGUGGAACAAAACCUAUGUAUCCAACAAAUAAAGUUAUGAUAUGGGAUGACCUUAAAAAAUCACCGGCAAUUACUUUAGAGUUCAAUGCUCCUGUAAGGGGUGUUAAAUUAAGAAGAGAUAGGAUAGUAGUAAUUUUAGAAGGAGUUAUAAAAGUAUAUACAUUUACGCAAAAUCCUCAGCAACUUCACGUGUUUGAGACUAAUCCAAAUCCCAGAGGUCUAUGUGUCUUAUGUCCAAAUAGUAGUAAUUCCUUGCUUGCUUUCCCUGGUAGAAAAAAUGGACACGUUCAAGUGAUAGAUUUGGCUAAUACAGAGAAGCAACCAUUAAAUAUCGAAGCGCAUGAAACACCUUUAUCAUGUAUAGCUUUAAACUUACAAGGUACUAGACUAGCUACAGCUUCAGAAAAGGGAACCUUAAUAAGAGUAUUCGAAACACAGACUGGAAAUAUGAUUAACGAGUUAAGAAGGGGAGCUAAUCAUGCAAAUAUUUACUGCAUUAAUUUCAACCACGAUUCAACUUGGUUAUGUGUAGCAAGUGACCAUGGAACUGUACACGUUUUUGCUGUAGAAGAUCAAAAAUUAAAUCGUCAAUCUAGUUUAGCAUCUGCUACUUUCCUGCCAAAAUACUUUAGUUCCAGCUGGAGCUUUUGUAAAUUUCAAGUUCCAGGUGGUCCACAAUGUAUGUGUGCAUUUGGAACUGAUAACAAUAGUAUUAUAGUAAUAUGCGCAGAUGGUAGUUAUUAUAAAUUUGUGUUUAACAAUAAAGGUGAAUGUACGAAAGAUUUUUAUGCACAGUUCCUUGAAUUAACAGAUGACAAAAUGUGAUUGGAAAAUAAGGAAGAGUAUUCAUUGGAUGAGAUCACAUGGAAUAGUUUAUAUGGAACGUGAGUACUGUGUUGUUAUUUGAAGUCGUAUUAUAUGGUAGAGGACCAAAUGAAAAGUACUAUUAUUUGUUGGUGUUAUAUCCACUGUGCAGAAUUGUGCUAUAUAAUAUAAAAAGAACUUUAAGGAGCGCUAGAAGGCCUAUUUCUGAGAUGUUUACUUAUGGAACUAUACGUUCUUAGAUGUUACAUGCAAAGAGAAGAACUCAAUGUUUAUGAGUUUUGCUUAAUGUGUCAGUGUAAAAAGUAAUUUUCUUACACAUAAAUUAAACAAUCUUUUAACUAACGCUGAUGCAAAUAUAUAAGGAAUAUCAUUCAGAAAGUAAUUCAACAAUUUUUUAUUCAUUAUGCUCAGCAAUUAAAUCAUACGUAUUUUUUUAUAUUUAUUUUAUAAAAUUACAGAUGUCUCAUUUAAUGUAACAGAAAAUAUACGAUGUUCAAAUAUAUUCCGUAUUUUCCGUAUUUUGUAUCAUAAAUGUUGACGAUUUAAUGUAAAACUAUGAAAUUUGGCUACUUAUUGAUCGAAUUCGAUAAUUAACCAACUAAAAAAAUGAGACGUGUAUAACGUAAUCGAGUUUUAUAACCUUUAUUUUUAUUUUUAUCGUUUCAUACAUUUAAUAUACAUAUACACAAGAAAUAACUACAUUUAGUUAUUAUUAUUGAAAUAUUACCACAAAAUAUGAAGUUUGUAGUGUCACAAAGAAGUUGGGAUCGAAUAUAAAAUAAAAAUGAUCAUGAGACGAAACGCUGUAUUUGUUUAUAAUAAAAUAUAAAUAAUAUUGAUCA